Messenger RNA from Sphaerulina musiva SO2202, 4023 nucleotides. RefSeq lists its product as uncharacterized. The record is from RefSeq and is a predicted model, not a curated record. The coding region runs from base 1 to 4023 and encodes 1340 amino acids. The transcript is spliced from 2 exons. Lineage: Eukaryota; Fungi; Ascomycota; Dothideomycetes; Mycosphaerellales; Mycosphaerellaceae.
AUGUCCCAAUGGGGUGGAGGACCUCGAUCUCCCACCACGGACGACUUGAAAGAGCUGCCAGGACGACACGCAAAGGCGACGCCUCCCUCGCGGGAUCCUUCAGAGAUGGAGCGGACACGCAAACUCAACCUCGAUACCGAAACGUCCUCGCAGUCAAUACGCGGAUACCGAGCCGACGCUCAUGGCCAGGCCUCACCACACUCGCCGAGCACUCAGUCGCGAGCAAGAGCAGAGUCGAGGGCAAACACACGUCCCAACAGCAUGAUUCAGACGUAUAAUCCGCCGCAAAUGGAGUUGGCGGUUGACACGCCGCCCGAGCUCGCGCCUAUAUUCAGCUACCUGAACAGCCACAGCAACAAAUUGUAUCAGGAAGGUUACUUUCUGAAACUGCAUGAUUUGGACUCUAGUGGCAGACCCAGUCGAGACCGUACGUGGACGGAGUGCUUCGCGCAGCUCGUGGGCACGGUGUUGUCCUUGUGGGAUGCUGCGGCACUAGACGCGGCGGGCGAGGACGGCGAGGUCGUGCCAACCUUCAUCAACCUCAGCGACGCCUCGAUCAAAAUGAUCGAAUCACUUCCUAUGAAUGGCGCAGCUGGUGGUAGCCUUCAGAAUGUGCUCAGCUUGUCGACAGCAGCCAACAAUCGCUAUUUGUUGCACUUUAAUUCUCUGAAUUCUCUGACUCAAUGGACUGCAGGCAUCCGCCUUGCCAUGUUCGAGCAUUCGACUCUGCAGGAAGCCUAUACGGGGUCUUUGAUUGCAGGCAAAGGUCGAUACUUGAAUGGUAUCAAGCAGAUUAUGGAACGAUCACGAUUUGCCUACGACGACUGGGCCAGAGUUCGCUUCGGAGCUGGCACUCCCUGGCAGAGGUGCUGGUGUGUGAUCUCUCCACCAGACGAGAAGGAGUGGCAGAAGUCCCAGAAGACUCUGAAGAAGGGUGGUACAUAUGGCCGCGCCGAAUUGCCCAAGGGCGACAUCAAAUUCUACGAUACCAGGAAGAUCACGAAGAAGACGAAACCGAUCGCCACCAUUAGCGACGCCUAUGCUGCAUACGCCAUCUAUCCACAAUCGAAGCCACUGGUAGAACAAUCUACAUUAGUAAAGCUAGAGGGGCUGGUCACGAUACAUGGAGGUCAAGAGACUACUACUGAAGGCUUCGUCUUCGUCAUGCCAGAAGUGCAUGCUGCCGUGAGCGGCUUUGAGAUGAUGCUCAGGUGGUUGUUCCCUGUGUACGACACUUUCGCACUGUACGGCAGACCGUCCCGGCUUAUCGCAGAUACUUUAGACGCUCGGGGCUUGAUGUUCGCAAUGCCGAAAGACCGCCGUUACGGGUAUCUGGACAUUCUGGACGUCUCUGGCCUGAUACACGAGAAAGGCAGUCAGAAUUGGAGUGAGCGACAGUGGCGGAAAGAGAUGAGGAAGCUCACGUCUACUCGCAUGGCCACCGAGGUCGAAAAUGGAGCCCGUGGCGUGACUCCCAGACGCAACACCACAAGCCGCAAUUCACUGCCUCCGGGAAGAAGUGUCCUGCAGUUCCAGGACCAGGCUGGCACGCAUUCGACACCCGGCUCGCGAUCUGGUUCUCCACUUCCGACAAGAGGUGACCCACUGCAGCCGCCCAGGCGUACAGACUCUGCGCCACCUGUAACGUUGAAUGGAAGCCCCCACAAGCGCUCUGUAUCUGACGCACAUGGGUAUCGGAAGUAUAUGACCGAGACGCCUUCGAGACUGUCUUAUGAGCAGAGUGGGCGUGACGAGAACGAGCAGCCUCCGGUGCCACCAAUGCAUGGGGGUGUCCUUGCUGCGAACACUGGCGAGGCUCAGAGUCCCAUCGAAGAGGUCCGGUCCGACGACAGACUACUGACCAAGUCGCCUUACGAGCAAGUCGCUGCUGCUGGCUCGCCUUACCUGCCUCCGCCAGAACCCGUGGUUUCUCCUCCAGAGCUGCAGCACAACCCGCGUGGUCGUCCUGCCACGCAGCCGCACAUGCCACAUGAACUUCGACGCGCCCAGUCGAACGUAGAUGACGCCACUCUGCAUCAGAUGCAGGACGCCGUUCGCGGUUCUGAUGAGGGAGGCUAUGCAGGCGCACAAGGCCACGAGCAGACCCUUGCUUUUCGUGAUCCUCACCUUGGUCCUGCUAACCAGUCACAGGGCUAUGCUUCCAACGAAAGUCACGGAGCUGGACAGAAUCGUCUGGAAUCGAUACCAGGCUCGCCAUUCCAUGCAACUGAUGGCGAGUACUUUGACGCGCAAGAAAAGCCAUCGCUCGACAGUCUCGCUGCAGCAAGCAUGAACGAACAGCGGCCUGGUUUGAUCAAUAAUCGAUCAUCACAAAACGUGAAUCGAAAGCCGCUGCCAAACCGGCAAUUGCCACAGGUUCCAGUGGAAGGCCAAAACUCCCUUGCUCGUGGUGAACAUCAGGUGCGUGACACGGGCUCUCCUGGCUCACCCACAAGCUCAGCUAGCAGCUUUAUUGUUGAUCCGACUUUUGUUAACGAGGAUCUGCUAGAACGCGUAUUGAACGAUCCCAGCGACCGCACCAGCACGAUCGUUUCGACAGACACUCCAGAUUAUGCGAGCUCUGGUCGGCCAUCAAUGGAGGAGCGGAAGAAGGAAGAAGAGCAGCAGGAGAAAAAGGUGUCCGAGCGGCGUGGAAAGCUCAGGACUGUCGGUGACCCCAAUAUGGCCAUGGAGCAGGUGCGGGCGUUCGGUACAAGCAAGCUAGACACUUGGAACAAGGACAGAACCGAGCAAUCUUCAGAGAUUCCGACAGUCGAGUUUGGCCCAACAUAUACGUACAAGGUGCAUAGUAGACCCAAUACUAGUGGAACGAUGACUCCGGGCGACAUGGGGAAACGGCACCGAUCAAGAUCACGAGAUGAAUUGCGGCAUGGCUCAACAUCGAGACUCAGCGGCCAUCUCGACUCAGGAGACAGCCCUACCGAGAACAGGCGCACUUCAUAUUUUGGAGCAAGAACGCCAACACCCACCGGAAUAGAGGCUCGACAGCAGAGUGAACUGGCUGUGGGCAAAAGACAAAGCAUGAUGUGGGAACCCGGCACCGCUGCAGUCGGCACCACUCACCCAGGUCUUACACCGGACCAGUAUGUCCAGCUGAAGUACCAAGAAUCGCAACGGCCUCAGUACGCGCCGCAGCCACAGUACUCUCAGCGCCCGGACCCUCUAAGUACCUCGAUUGCCCAUGGACGACACGCGUCCACGAAUGAUGUAUCGCAGCUACGAAAGUCCAGGACCAAGACUCCGCCACCUUUCCGGCGUGCAGCUUCUGGAGACUGGUCGGCGCUCGCUGCGCCGCCUCAAAGGCCACUUUCGCGAAACCUGUUGAGAAGCUCUAGCGGAGGAGGGUUGCUUGCCAGCACACAGCCUGUCAAUCUGAGUGCUAGGGAGAGAACGCAAGUGUCUCGUUUGACAGGAGCUCCACUAGUCGACAUGAAUGUAAACGUGGGGAACAGGAACACGUUCGAUAAUGAAGGUCUUAUUGGCGCGCUUGCAGAUCGCGAGCGUGAAAAGGCUGCCUCCAGCCCCUACCGGAACAGCGUAGUGCAGGGCGCAGUUGCUACGACAUACCAACAACAGGCACAGGCCCAGCAGGCAGCUUUAAAAGCACAGCAGGAAAAACAGAAGCAAGCUCAAAUGGCAGCGCAGAAGGCGGCACAGACAGCUCACUUUAACCAGAUGGCACACGAGCGGGCGCAGAGAAUGGGUGUGAUUCCACCACAACAAGCAAUCUAUCAGCAGCAGAUGCCUGAUCUACUUCAACAUAGGCAGUCAUGGUCACCAGGCAUGAUGCAGCAGCAGAUGUUGCAGCAGCAAGCUCAGAUGCAGCAAAUGCAAAUGCUACAACAGGGCUUUGUUCAGCAGCAACCUCGGUCCAGCGUCCAUGGUGGACAGUACGUGCCACAGCCAGGCAUGAAUCCGCUACAGCAAUCAUAUGGGUAUGCACCCGUGCAACAACAGUCACAGAUGAGCGGGCAGCAGCAGUACUAUCAGCCAAGACGUUGA